AUGCUCUUGACUUAUCCGAAAGAACUCUGCCUGGUCAAGGAGGAGCACGCUGAACUCAAGGCGCGUGCAUACCUUUUGGAAAAGGAAUUACAGGCCACCUGGCUAUGUUUGCAGCAUCGAGUCUCAGUGGACCAUGCCAUGCGGGUUCAACUUGACAGUCUGGCCUUACUUGCUCUUCCCAGUGAUCAUCAGUCUCAUUGCCUGGUUGGCGAAACGACAUCUACAGCCACAAAGCGCAAGUGCAGACAGCGAUGUAGUAGGAAAACAAAUGACUUGAGGACGGAAAGGGUUGACAAAGAGUCGAAUGGACCGUUGUUUGAUUCAUCACAACCGGAGUUGGAUGGUUUCGGACUGAUGAUGGCAGCUCAUGAGACGGAUCGACAUAUGUCUAACAAGGAAGCUGUUGCUACAACGAAUUAUGUUAGUAUUAGGGGCUCUGGUCAAUCAUGUAUUUGCUCAGAUGCAGUUCAGACGAUACCAGAUAUUGAAAGAAUGGAUGAAAGGCUUAGCAAAGCCUCAGUACUUCCCGCUUCCUACGACCAUACCAGUAGCUCUGACAGUGGAAGCUCUGCAGAAUCGAGGCGUAGCCACGAUUCGGCCUCUUCUCGACAGCAGAUACCUCAUAGGUCGUCUAAAGGCGACAUGGCGGCUUUACGUGAACAGGUCGUGGUAAGCAGUACUUUGAACAUUUUUAUAAUAGAAGGGCUGAUUUUGCGGCUAAUUCGCCUACCUGAGAAUUAG
Messenger RNA from Protopolystoma xenopodis, 741 nucleotides. Lineage: Eukaryota; Metazoa; Platyhelminthes; Monogenea; Polystomatidea; Polystomatidae. The record is from the annotation of a GenBank genome assembly.